This is a messenger RNA of Maniola jurtina (meadow brown), 2375 nucleotides long. Its product is annotated as gelsolin-like. Gene Ontology annotation, cellular component: cytoplasm; actin cytoskeleton. Gene Ontology annotation, molecular function: actin filament binding; phosphatidylinositol-4,5-bisphosphate binding. Lineage: Eukaryota; Metazoa; Arthropoda; Insecta; Lepidoptera; Nymphalidae. The record is from RefSeq and is a predicted model, not a curated record. Gene Ontology annotation, biological process: barbed-end actin filament capping; actin filament severing; actin polymerization or depolymerization. The transcript is spliced from 19 exons. Bases 72 to 2336 code for a protein of 754 amino acids.
AUAAGCCGGCAGAGCGCGGUCUGUGGUUCUGUGUGACGCACGUCCAUUGUUUUGUUUGAGUUACAUCAAUUAUGGAGCAUCCAGCCUUCGAAGAGGCCGGGCAGAGCCCUGGCUUGGAAAUAUGGACUAUUGACAAAUUCGAGCCUGUAGCGAUAGAACCCAAAGUGUACGGAAAGUUCUACAAUGCCGACUCUUACAUUGUACUAAAGACAACAGGUGAUAACACCUCAACCCUGUCCUACGACGUCCACUUCUGGUUAGGAAGUAAGACAACGCAGGACAAGAAGGGUUCAGCAGCAAUCCUGACAAUAACCCUGGACGAUCAGCUCGGUGGGAGAGCUGUCCACCAUCGGGAGGUUCAGGGUCAUGAGACAAGCCAGUUCCUGGGGUAUUUCCAACCUGCCAUCAGAUACCUGGAAGGAGGCAGCGAGUCAGGUUUCAACGAAGUAGAGACCAACGCGGGUGCUGAAAAACGACUUCUGCAGUUGUCUGGAUGUGAGAACAUGAGGAUUGAAGAGGUACCAGCAGAAGCCUCAUCACUGACCAAAGACCACUGCUUCAUCCUAGAAGUAGAUCAUGACAUCUUCGUGUUGAUGCCGGACGGCGCGCGAGCAACCCAGAGGAGGAAAAUCAUCAGCAUCGCCAACAGCUUGAGGGAUGACUACCAUAAUGGCCGAGCUACUAUUGAAAUCAUUGAUGAUUUCUCAUCAGAUGAAGAUGUUGGUCGGUUCUUCGAAGCACUAGGCUCUGGAUCCAAGGAAGAUCUCAUCGACGAUGACUCCACACAAAUGUACACACGAGAAAACAUGUCCGCAGUGUACUUCUACAAAGUGCUGGUGGGCGAUGAAAUUGAAUUGGUUCAAAUCAACAAGCCAUUCAGACAAAGACAGCUUACUUCUGAGGAUGUAUUCAUUUUGGAUACACCAUGCUCUGGAGUCUACGUAUGGCUGGGUAAGGAUGUUGAUCCAGAGGUGAAGCAAAGCUAUAAUAAUAUAGCACAGCAGUAUUUGGAGGUCAAGAACUAUCCUGCUUGGGUCCCAGUCACCCGCGUGUCAGAGGGCUCAGAAAGUUGCACCUUCAAGCAGUACUUCCACACUUGGGACUCUGUUAAACCUGUCACUGGUGGAUCCGUCAAAUCCAUUGCAGCCCAAAUCGAGGCUGGUUUAUUCUCGGGAGACUCGGAUGACGACGGUGAAGCAUUCGCCAAGUUCGUGGGGAAGAGCGCGUCUGCUAGGGGCUACAUGCCUGACGAGGGUGCUGGAGAGCUCACCAUCUUCAGGGCUUCGGAAGAGCCGGAAGAUAUAACAGAGGGUCAAGCGGAGUCGCCCAAGCUGUACCAGAGUGAGGUUUACGUGGCCCGGUACCAGUACAAGGACGACAAUGAUGAAGACGCCACUGUGGUGUACUUGUGGAUUGGUAACACAGCUGAUGAUGAGAGCAAGGAAGCGGGAUUCAAACUCGUGGGAGAGAUCGAAGAAGAACUGGAAGGGAACGUCACAAUCGUGAAGAUACCACAGGGGAAGGAAACCAAGCACUUCUUGAGCAUAUUUAAAGGAAUCCUCGUGAUUCUGUGUGGAAGCAAAGAUGAGGAGUACAAGGCUCAAAACUUCAAGAAAUCUUAUGAUGACGAUGGCGUUCGUUUGUUCAAGGUAGAAGGUACCAAGCUGGGUGUGGACAUGCGAGUCACCCAGAUCGAGGAGUCGGCCAACUUACUGGAGGAUGACGACAUUUUUGUUCUAGAAACACCAAGUGCUGUUUACGUAUGGAGUGGAAAGGGAUCAAGUGAGCAAGAGCAAGAAGCAGCCAAAGAAUUCGUAGCAUCACUAGUCGGUGAUGACAGGGAGGUGAUAGAGGUCAACCAGGGGGACGAACCUGAGGAGUUCUGGGAGGUGUUAGGAGGGCCUCCAGAAGGAAAAGAAUUACCAUCCGGAUGGAAAGUCAACGCCAACCGUCGAGUGACCACUCCCUUAUCGCUGACCGCGGUGGCGGUGCGUCCGUCCGGGAAGAUUAAAUUCGAGGAGUUACCACCUGGAUUCACUCAGAAGGAUCUUUCUGACGACGGAGCGUACAUCCUGGACGGUGGUGAAGAACUAUAUCUUUGGCUCGGAAAGAACAUUUCGGAUCGUCUCAAAGCUGCCAGACUCAGAAUUAUUGGGGAGUAUAUUGAAGACGAUGGCCUGGAGAGGACAGUCAACUCAGCAAUCGUGGUCACCCUGAAGCAAGGGAAGGAACCAGCUAUCUUCAAACAGCUGUUCCCUGGAUGGGAAGAUGAUAUGUGGGAUAAUCAAGCCUCAUACGAAGAUAUCAAGAACGAGACAACAGCAGCCAACUCUUAAUAAAGUGUAAAAUCAAACGAAAUUCAAUAAAAUAUUAAU